UUGCUUCGGUAAGCCUUCUUCUCCUGUGAAGUAUAAAUAGACAAAUCCAUGGGAACAGAGCAAAGCGAUAGAGAGAGUACACACGGUCUCAAUUCUCAAAACAAACAGAAGAAAAACUGCGAAGGGGAAUAGAAACCAGCGGCGCCCGCUCUUUCACCUCAAGAAUUCUGUGAACCCCUCUGUUCCCUCAACCCCCUCUGUCUUCCAAUGACUGCCUCGAUUUAUAAAAUGGCAAGAUGGGUCGGUUCUGCUUCUCAUGGCUUCAAUCAAAAUGGUCAGGCAUGCCGGAAAACACCUUCCGGCGAAGUUCGCCGUUCCGUUAAUGUGCGCAGGUCUCAUCGGAGUCGCUCUCAUUGCAGAUUUCAUGUGGGCUUCGUCUUCGUCUUCUUCAUCUAACUGGGCUUUUGAGAAAUCUGGAGUCCUUGUCGUCUCAAAUGUUACCGGCAGAGCUGUAAAGAGAGAAGCUGUUAACACUGUUCCAGAGAGAUUCUUAUCGGCAACUUAUGCUGAUAUACCCGCACCAGAGUUAGAAUGGGAGGCGAUGCCAUCAGCAUCAGUACCACGUUUGGAUGGGUCAGCUGUACAGAUAAAGAAUCUGCUGUAUGUAUUUGCAGGAUAUGGCUCCCUUGAUCAUGUGCACUCGCAUGUUGACAUUUAUAAUUUCACAGAUAACACAUGGAGCGGAAGGAUUGAUAUGCCUAAAGAAAUGGCUCAUUCUCAUUUAGGAAUUGCAACGGAUGGAAGAUAUGUAUAUGUUGUCAGUGGGCAGUAUGGUCCCCAGUGUAGUAAGCCCAUAUCCCGUUCAUUUGUGCUGGAUACCAGGACAGAAACAUGGCAGCAAAUGCCCUCAUUGCCGGUCCCCAGGUAUGCUCCAGCAACUCAACUUUGGAGAGGCAGACUUCAUGUGAUGGGUGGGAGCAAGGAGAACCGCCACACACCGGGAACAGAUCAUUGGAGUCUUGCAGUAAAGAAUGGCAAAGCAUUAGAGGGAAAAUGGCGCGAUGAAAUACCAAUUCCCCAUGGGGGACCGCAUAGGGCUUGUGUGGUGGUUAAUGAUCGGCUGUUUGUGAUUGGUGGCCAAGAGGGUGAUUUUAUGGCCAAGCCUGGGUCACCUAUAUUCAAGUGUUCUCGUAGGCAUGAGGUAAUGUAUGGUGAUGUUUAUAUGCUGGAUGACAAAAUGAAGUGGAAAGUUUUACCGCCCAUGCCCAAACCCAACUCCCAUAUAGAGUGCUCUUGGGUGGUAGUGAAUAAUUCCAUAAUAAUCACUGGAGGUACAACGCAAAAGCAUGCAGUCACCAAACGGAUGGUCCUGGUUGGAGAGGUGUUCCAAUUCCAUCUAGACUCACUGAAAUGGUCUGUGAUUGGAAAGCUUCCCUACCGGGUGAAAACUGCGCUAGCUGGUUUCUCGGAUGGAUGGCUGUAUGUCACUUCUGGACAGCGAGACAGAGGGCCAGAUAAUCCACAACCAGGGAAGGUCGUUGGAGAAAUGUGGAGAACCAAACUGAACUUCUGAUUUAGCUUCGUUGUACUGACAUGUAGCAUUACCAAAUCUGUGAUUACUGUUCAUUUUUUGGGUCUCCAUAUGGGCCCAGUUUAUAUAUUUAUUUAAUUUUUGCUUACUGUUUAUUUUUUGGGUGAGAAUUUUGCUCACCAGCAAUGUUCAUUUUACUCUCGUGUAAACAUCACCAUUUUUACGGUGGAAAGUGAUCCAAUACACUGCCCUCAACUUCUACUGCAA
Molecule: messenger RNA, 1738 nt
Organism: Malania oleifera
Lineage: Eukaryota; Viridiplantae; Streptophyta; Magnoliopsida; Santalales; Ximeniaceae
Product: kelch repeat-containing protein At3g27220-like
Exons: 7
Coding region: 257-1513 (418 amino acids)
Molecular function (GO): protein binding
Source: RefSeq, a predicted model, not a curated record